Messenger RNA from Drosophila willistoni, 3293 nucleotides. It is a transcript of the gene betaCOP, whose product is annotated as coatomer subunit beta. The coding region runs from base 229 to 3108 and encodes 959 amino acids. The record is from RefSeq and is a predicted model, not a curated record. Gene Ontology annotation, cellular component: cytoplasm; COPI vesicle coat. Gene Ontology annotation, molecular function: structural molecule activity. NCBI's taxonomy places the organism in Eukaryota, Metazoa, Arthropoda, Insecta, Diptera, Drosophilidae. Gene Ontology annotation, biological process: intra-Golgi vesicle-mediated transport; intracellular protein transport; endoplasmic reticulum to Golgi vesicle-mediated transport. The transcript is spliced from 7 exons.
ACUCAAGACAACGUUGACGUUGACGUUGGCAUUAACAAUAAUUAUAUAUUCGUUUCGAUAUAGGAAAAAUAAGAACUCAUUGGCGGGGUAUUUUAUAUGACAAAACAGCGCAAACAAAUCGUCGGAAAAGGCACGCACAACGGAUCGAAUCAGUUGUAUCACACGAAAUAUAGAAAACUUUAGAGUUUUGUCUAUCCUCUUCCCCCCCGUACGGCCCCGGCAUUAAAGAUGAGUCAAGUGCCCUGCUAUACAAUUAUCAAUUCCCCCGAUCUGGAGGUGCCCAAUGAGAUGCAGCUAAAGCAGGAUCUCGAAAAGGGUGACACGAAUCAGAAAAUUGAGACCCUCAAGAAGGUGAUCAAACUGCUGUUGAAUGGCGAACGUUAUCCGGGUCUGAUAAUGACCAUUAUCCGAUUUGUGCUUCCCGUUCAGAAUCAUACAAUUAAAAAAUUGUUGCUAAUCUUUUGGGAAAUUGUGCCAAAGACAUCGUCGGAUGGCAAACUGCUGCAGGAAAUGAUAUUGGUGUGCGAUGCCUACAGGAAGGAUCUGCAACAUCCGAAUGAGUUUUUGCGUGGCUCGACACUUCGUUUCCUCUGCAAACUGAAGGAACCGGAACUGCUGGAGCCUCUGAUGCCUGCCAUUAGAGCCUGUCUUGAUCAUCGUCAUUCGUAUGUGCGUCGCAAUGCAGUCUUGGCCAUAUUUACGAUCUAUAAGAAUUUCGAUUGGCUGGUACCCGACGGUCCCGAAUUGAUAGCCAAUUUCCUGGACACUCAACAGGAUAUGUCGUGCAAGCGGAAUGCUUUCCUCAUGCUCCUCCAUGCAGAUCAAGAGCGUGCUCUCAACUAUCUGGCAUCGUGCAUUGAUCAAGUGAAUAGCUUUGGUGACAUCUUGCAAUUGGUCAUUGUGGAGCUGAUCUAUAAAGUUUGCCAUGCCAAUCCUGCGGAGCGUUCUCGUUUUAUACGUUGUAUUUACAAUCUGCUGAACUCCUCCUCGAAUGCGGUCAGAUAUGAAUCGGCUGGCACUCUGAUCACCUUGUCAUUGGCUCCGACGGCCAUCAAGGCUGCUGCCAGUUGCUAUAUCGAGCUAAUUGUCAAGGAGAGUGAUAAUAAUGUGAAACUGAUUGUACUCGAUCGUCUGAUUGCCAUGAAGGAGAAUGAGAAUAUGGAGAAGGUUAUGCAGGAUUUGGUAAUGGAUGUGCUGCGCGUGCUGGCCGCUCCCGACAUCGAGGUGAGGCGGAAAACUCUUGCCCUGGCCAUGGAUUUGGUCUAUUCGCGGAAUAUUGGCGAAAUGGUAUUGGUUCUCAAGAAGGAAGUGGCCAAGACACACAAUGUCGAGCACGAGGAUACGGGAAAGUAUCGCCAAUUGCUUGUAAGGACACUGCACACAUGCUCCAUCAAGUUCCCGGAUGUGGCCGCCAAUGUUAUACCCGUAUUGGUGCAUUUCCUAUCCGAUACCAAUGAGCUGGCUGCUGCUGAUGUUCUAAUCUUUAUACGGGAGGCCAUCCAGAAAUUCCCAGCUCUGCGUGCUCUUAUUAUUGAGCAUCUAAUUGAGGCUUUCCCUCAAAUCAAAUCAUCGAAAAUUCAUCGGGCUGCUGUUUGGAUUUUGGGUGAAUAUGUGGAGGGACAACAGAUUCUUGAGGUCAUACAAGCCAUACAACAGGCUCUCGGUGAAAUCCCUAUGGUGGAGGCAGAGCAGAAACGUUUGGCCGGCGACCAGACCGAUGACCAGGGCCAGAAGGUUGAUGGUGGAGCUGGCAAUGGAUCGAGCACCACCAGCGACUCGAAUGCCACCAAUAAGGUCACCUCGGAUGGCACCUAUGCCACCCAAAGUGCUUACAGCCUGGCACCUGUCACCAAGAAGGAGAAGCGUCCUCCAUUGCGUCAAUAUCUGAUGGAUGGUGACUUCUUUAUUGGAGCCGCUCUAUCGGCCACUUUAACCAAAUUGGCACUACGGUAUUCCGAUGUCCAGACAGAUCCACGGGCCCAGAAUCGUUUGACCACCCAAGUGAUGCUGAUAAUGAGCUCGAUUCUGCAUUUGGGUAAAUCCGGUUUCCCAAGCAAACCCAUUACCAACGACGAUGUGGAUCGCAUUUUCAUUUGCCUGCGCACGCUCAGUGUACGCACUCCGGAAGCUGUCUCUGUAUUUAGGCUAUAUUGUCGUGAGGCUUUGGGCAAAAUGUUGGAUGCCCAGCAGGAAGAGGAUCAGCGUGUGCUCAAGGAGAAGCAACGUGCUGCUGCCAAGGUGCAGCCGGAUGAUCCUGUUGCGUUUGCACAGCUCUCGAAUGGCCGGGAUAAUCAACUGGGCGAAAAUGUUUUCGAAUCCAGCUUGAAUCAGGCUUUGGCUGGCAGUAAAACUGCCCAACUUAGUGACAUUGCCUCGCCCAACAACAAAUUGAACAAGGUCACCCAAUUGACUGGCUUCUCAGAUCCAGUCUAUGCAGAGGCCUAUGUAAAUGUCAAUCAAUAUGACAUUGUGCUCGAUGUUUUGAUUGUCAAUCAGACGAAUGACACAUUGCAGAAUUGCACUUUGGAGCUGGCCACAUUGGGUGAUCUGAAGCUUGUUGAGCGCCCACAUCCAGUUGUAUUGGCUCCACAUGAUUUCUGCAAUAUUAAGGCCAACGUAAAGGUCUCAUCCACAGAGAAUGGCAUCAUUUUUGGCAAUAUCGUUUACGACACAGCCCUCAAUACAAAUGUCGUGGUACUUAACACCAUACACAUUGACAUUAUGGACUAUAUCAUUCCGGCCAGUUGCACCGACACGGAAUUCCGUCAAAUGUGGCAAGACUUUGAAUGGGAGAACAAGGUCACAGUGAACACAACAUUCACAGAUUUACAUGAAUAUUUACGGCAUUUGCUCAAGAGCACCAAUAUGAAGUGUCUGACGCCCGAGAAGGCUCUGUCCGGUCAAUGUGGUUUCAUGGCCGCCAAUAUGUAUGCCAAAUCAAUUUUCGGUGAGAAUGCAUUGGCCAAUCUGAGUAUCGAGAAGCCUGUGGAUGAUCCGGAUUCAAAGGUUACAGGUCACAUACGCAUACGAGCCAAGAGUCAAGGCAUGGCUUUAAGUUUGGGCGAUAAAAUCAGCUCGUCGCAAAAGCAAUCGGUGCAAGCUGCCUAGUGGAAACAACACCACCACCGCCGCCGCCCGCACCACCACCACAAUCCAGCAUCAACACCAUUAAAUGGAUCCCGCGAGACGUAUUUAAUAUUUGUCCCAGCAUUCCGCCGGAUAAUGAUUGUUCUUCAACUUACACAUUUACCCAUUACAAUAAUGCAUAAAGAAUAUAUUAUACCCUAACCUAA